AUGGAGAAGAUGUUUAUCCAGCCCAAGACGUGGGAAGAGGCUCUGGAGUUCUGCAGGGAGCAGCACACUGACCUGACCAGCCUGCUGUCAGAGACGGAGAUGCUUCUGGCCCACAGGGAGAUCCAGGAGCAGGCCCAGACGGCGCUGGUGUGGACGGGCCUGCGCUUCCUGGGGGACCGCUGGCUGUGGGUGAACGGGGACCCUCUGGACUACCAGGCCUGGCCCCCUGGUGGAAGGCACCAGUGCCCAGCUAGAAACCUCCGCUGUGGGGCCGUGGGGACGGCGGGACCCUGGGAGGCCCACGACUGCCAGGAGAAACUCAGCUUCAUCUGCUACUGA
Messenger RNA from Osmerus eperlanus (European smelt), 339 nucleotides. RefSeq names its product snaclec agkisacutacin subunit B-like. The coding region runs from base 1 to 339 and encodes 112 amino acids. The record is from RefSeq and is a predicted model, not a curated record. The transcript is spliced from 2 exons. Lineage: Eukaryota; Metazoa; Chordata; Actinopteri; Osmeriformes; Osmeridae.